Messenger RNA from Colletotrichum siamense, 1203 nucleotides. RefSeq names its product Acetyl-CoA acetyltransferase IA (gene PACTA). Bases 1 to 1203 code for a protein of 400 amino acids. NCBI's taxonomy places the organism in Eukaryota, Fungi, Ascomycota, Sordariomycetes, Glomerellales, Glomerellaceae. Gene Ontology annotation, biological process: ergosterol biosynthetic process; fatty acid beta-oxidation. Gene Ontology annotation, molecular function: acetyl-CoA C-acetyltransferase activity. The record is from RefSeq and is a predicted model, not a curated record. The transcript is spliced from 4 exons.
AUGGCCAACCUUCCCCCCGUUUACAUUGUUUCUGCCGCCAGAACCCCCGUCGGUUCGUUCCUUGGCUCUCUGUCUAGCCUGAGCGCCACGCAACUGGGCUCCCACGCCAUCAAGGCCGCCGUCGAGCGUGUCCCCCAGAUCAAGCCCGAGGAUGUCGAGGAGGUCAUCUACGGCAAUGUCCUGUCCGCCAACCUCGGACAGGCCCCCGCCCGCCAGUGUGCUCUCGGAGCCGGCCUCUCUCAGGGAGUCGCCGCCACGACCGUCAACAAGGUCUGCGCCUCCGGCAUGAAGGCCAUCAUUCUCGGCGCCCAGACCAUCCUCACCGGCACCGCUGACAUCGUCGUCGCCGGUGGCACUGAGUCCAUGACCAACACCCCCCACUACCUCCCCGUCCUCCGCAACGGUGCCAAGUACGGCAACCAGACCCUCGUCGACGGUGUCCUCCAGGACGGUCUGACCGACGCCUACGGCAAGAAGGAGCACAUGGGCAUGGCUGCUGAGCUUUGCGCCAAGGACCACGACAUCACCCGCGAGCAGCAGGACGAGUACGCCAUCAACACCUACAAGAAGGCCCAGGCCGCUACCGAGGCAGGCAUCUUCUCCAAGGAGAUUGCCCCCGUCGAGGUCUCUGGUGGCCGCGGCAAGCCCGCCAUCACGGUUGACCGUGAUGACGAGGUCAAGAACCUCAACGAGGCCAAGCUUAAGGCCAUGCGCCCCGCCUUCAUCCCCAACGGCGGUACCGUCACGGCCCCCAACGCCGCCCCCCUCAACGACGGCGCCGCCGCCGUCGUUCUCAUGUCCGAGGCCAAGGUCAAGGAGCUCGGCGUCACUCCCAUCGCCAAGAUCCGCGGCUGGGCCGACGCAGCCCGCGAGCCGGAGCGCUUCACCAUCGCCCCCGCGCUGGCCAUUCCCAAGGCCAUCAAGCACGCCGGCCUCACCGAGAAGGACGUUAACUUUUACGAGAUCAACGAGGCCUUCUCCGUCGUCGCCCUCGCCAACAUCAAGCUCCUGAACCUCGACCCUGAGACCGUCAACGUCUUCGGUGGCUCCGUCGCCAUUGGUCACCCUCUGGGCUGCUCCGGUGCCCGCAUCGUCACCACCCUCACCACCGUUCUCCGCGAGAAGAAGGCCAAGAUUGGUGUUGCCGGUAUCUGCAACGGCGGCGGCGGCGCCUCUGCCAUUGUCAUCGAGAACCUGCAAUAA